Molecule: messenger RNA, 864 nt
Organism: Paramecium tetraurelia
Lineage: Eukaryota; Ciliophora; Oligohymenophorea; Peniculida; Parameciidae
Exons: 2
Source: RefSeq, a predicted model, not a curated record
AUGGGAAUGCAUAUUCUGAUCGCUAGACUUGACAUGAUAGUUUUAUUAACCUAACCAGAGCCAUUGACUGAGAUCCAACAAUUUGAAAUCCAGAAAUACUUGAGGUUGAAUAAAUCCCUGUUUUCUGAAAAUCAGAUCAAUUCAUUGAUCCAACUCAUUCAAAUUAAAAACUAUGAACACAUCCGAAAUUUGUAUCUCAGAAGAUAUACAAGACUUGAAGAACUGUUAUCAUUGGAUUUGUCAAUUGAGUAAAUCUAUGAUUAUUGCAUACGAGUUUAUUUGAAGGAAAUCAAGAAGCUUGGCAAUACGACUCUCAAAACCUAUAAUAACAUCAUAGAAACUCACCGCAUACAGUAGACUUACUUCCUACGAGAACCUUAGAUCUAGUAAUCGCAUUACAAUUGUCUAGACUUAGAACAAGAUGAGACAAAUAAAUAUUUAUUAUUGUCCUCCUUAUAUAACAGGAACCGAUUCGAAGAGCCCAGAUUCAUUUACAUGUCAGAUCUACUUCGAAGGAGGAUGCAGCAAAUGACUAAGGAUAUCUCAGAUAGAAAUCAAACUAUUCAAAAAAGCAUAAACUAAUAUUACCAUCAAAAUAAGAGGAAAUCAUAUUGUCUUACACCAAAACCUGCUCGAUCUCGCAAUAACACAUUUUACAAGAACAACGCAAAGGUAACUGGAUUGCGAGUACAAACAGAAUUUGUGAUUGAGAAACGUUUGCCAGCCAGAUCCAUUUACCAGAUUAAGAAAAUUUAGUUACUUGACGAAAAUGAAAACAAUACUCCCAAUAAUAAGAAUAGUUGUAAAGCGUUGGGAAGGCCGCGGAGUCUAAUACGAACUAAGUUUUAAUAACUGAUCAAUUGA